AACCAUAACCACUGCGGUCAUUCCAGCUUAUUUUUGCCUUUGCCGUUUCUGUUAUAUUUGUAUCGCCGCGGGUAUUCAGGAGAGUACGGAAAAGCGCGCACUGAAAACAAUGGGCCAAAAACACGAUUAUACAUAAUGAUGAAAAUUAUGAUAAAAACCCACAUUUUAAUCUCUACUGCGCUAUAAUCUGUAAAUGACUUUUUUUUGUCUUCGUCGUGGAGUCAUUCGUAGCAAAGAGGAGCCGGAGCUGCGUGUUUGCCGAGUGCGAAGCGCCGUGGCUCCGCCUCGGAUGUGUUAAAACUCAGGGGACGAUUUUGAAACUUAUAAGUUGCUACGAUGUUAGGAACUCAGAUAGAGACCAAGCAUAUGGUAGGUAGCAAGGCAAGUUGACCAUCUCUCACACAGUCUCAUACAGCGAGGAUUUCUGGACUCAUCUGUCGCUGGGACUGGUAUCCGGAAAUAUACCUUGUUGUAUGACACCUUAAAAUCCAGAGAUAUUUUAUUCAAAGUCAGCGGAGUUGAACUCACAGGAAACUUCAGAAUAAGCUUAAUAUGUUUCAGGUCCAGGCUGUCACUGUUGCGGACGAUGUCUAAUCUGAUGCUUCUCUUGGGCCUGCUAAACUUUGCUCUGUGCUACGGCUUGGAAUUUCGGUAUCACAACACUACUGAAGUGGAAGAGUAUCUGAAAGCAGUACACAGAAAUUAUUCUUCAUUUACGCACCUACACAGCAUUGGAAAAUCAGUGGAAGGAAGAGAUCUCUGGGUUCUCGUCCUCGGUAAAUCUCCCACGGAGCACACGAUCGGGAUCCCGGAGUUCAAAUAUGUCGGAAACAUGCAUGGCAAUGAGGUGGUGGGGCGUGUGGUACUGCUCCAGCUGAUCGAUCACCUGACCCAGGGCUACCUGAGCGACCCCCAGGUCACGCGGCUCCUCAACAGCACCCGCGUGCACAUCCUGGUCUCCAUGAACCCUGACGGCUUCGAGGCCUCUACUCGCGGCUGCGUAUACUCAGAGGGCCGGUUCAAUAAGCAUGGCAUGGAUCUGAACCGGAACUUCCCAGAUGCCUUCCAGGGCAACAUGGAUAUGGCACGUGAAGUGGAGGUGCAGGCGGUGAUGGACUGGCUACAGACGGAGCCCUUCGUCCUGUCCGCCAACCUGCAUGGGGGCGCUGUGGUGGCCAGUUAUCCAUACGACAACAGCAAUGAAGGAAGUGAGCUGCAGUCGGGCUCUAGUGUCUCCCCUGACGAUGACGUCUUCAUCCACCUGGCCAAGACCUACUCAUUCACACACAAGAGCAUGCAUAACGGUAACAGCUGUUACGACUUGAAGAACUUCAAGGAUGGCAUCACCAAUGGCUUUAACUGGUAUCCUCUUAAAGGAGGGAUGCAGGAUUACAAUUACAUCUGGGACCAGUGUUUGGAGCUCACACUGGAGCUGUCCUGCUGCAAGUACCCCCCCGAGACUGACCUGCCAGGACUCUGGGAGGACAACAAGCAGGCUCUGCUGGCCUACAUGCAGCUGGUCCACCUCGGUGUGAAGGGCCAGGUGCUGGAUUCCAGGGGAACUCCGGUGAAGAAUGCCAUUGUAGAGGUACAGGGCAGAAACAACCUGUGCCCCUUCAAGACUGACCGCAAUGGGGAGUUCUACAGGCUACUUCUUCCCGGCAAUUACACCUUCAAGGUGAGUGAAGGGACAUUCAGUGAAAGGUGCACAGCUUUCAAGGUGGAUGAGGAAUCCCGCUCGAUUACACAAGGUGAAUCUCUUUGUAUAGUACAUCUCAUGAACAAAGGUAAUUCAACAAGCUUUACAUGAGAAUGAUAUGGGUCA
This is a messenger RNA of Paramormyrops kingsleyae, 1825 nucleotides long. It is a transcript of the gene cpm, whose product is annotated as carboxypeptidase M. Gene Ontology annotation, biological process: peptide metabolic process; protein processing. The record is from RefSeq and is a predicted model, not a curated record. Gene Ontology annotation, molecular function: metallocarboxypeptidase activity; zinc ion binding. Lineage: Eukaryota; Metazoa; Chordata; Actinopteri; Osteoglossiformes; Mormyridae.